Mollisia scopiformis is the source of this 972-nucleotide messenger RNA. RefSeq lists its product as uncharacterized. Bases 1 to 972 code for a protein of 323 amino acids. NCBI's taxonomy places the organism in Eukaryota, Fungi, Ascomycota, Leotiomycetes, Helotiales, Mollisiaceae. Gene Ontology annotation, cellular component: transcription regulator complex; PcG protein complex. Gene Ontology annotation, molecular function: RNA polymerase II cis-regulatory region sequence-specific DNA binding; DNA-binding transcription factor activity, RNA polymerase II-specific. Gene Ontology annotation, biological process: regulation of transcription by RNA polymerase II. The transcript is spliced from 2 exons. The record is from RefSeq and is a predicted model, not a curated record.
AUGCACGCCAGAGAUUCCUCAGGAAGACGGGUUUCUCUUCUCAACGAUGAACCCACUCAGAAACAACAACUCCCCAUUCGAACCACAUUCUCGCAUUACGAUCAUCCACAGAUGGCCCGAUCUAAUUCCAGUACCUCUGCUCGCAGUAGUACAUCUUCACCUCACACGCCCAGCUUGAUUCGCGCCGACUCUUUCGAUUCGAAUCUCCAUGAUCCUCUGUCCCCAAUUACUCCCACCUUGAUAUCCGAAUUUGGAAGACAGAACUCCUACACCAGCGCUGAGAAGUUUGAGGAUUAUCCCACGAGUCAAUAUGCUGCGCGGCAGUCAUAUGCGGAUCCCCAACAGCCAUCGUAUGGCUAUACUGAGCCACGACUUUAUGACGAAGAAUCUUACCAAAAUCCCAAUGUUCCCGAGAGAGGCCCCAAGAGAUAUCCAUGCCGAUAUCGAGAUUCGCACGGUUGCGGGAAGACCUUCACUACCUCUGGCCACGCAUCUCGACACUCCAAAAUCCAUACCGCCGAGAAAGCUGUCGGCUGUAGAUGGCCUGGGUGCCAGAAGAAAUUCACACGCACCGACAAUAUGAAGCAGCACUUGGAGACGCACAACAAGGAAAGAUCGCGUUCAAGCGGUGCCCCCAAAGCUGGACUGAAAACCCUCACAAUCCCAGCCGGUAUCAAGAAGCCCAGUUCGAUCGCCGGUCGCACAAGUCGGCCAUCGAGUCGAAAUUCAGUUCUCACAACACCGGAGCAACCUCCUGUGGACCCUGCCAUUCUGUACCAAACGGGUGCUUUUCCUACCGCCACCCAACACGGCUACUCCACACUUGCAAGCCCGACGACGGCUACGGGCAUCUACGGACAGCCGAGUCUCAGUCUCCCUCACCUGAACCGACCGGUCGGAGGGCGACACGAGAGUGAGCAAAGUGGACUUGACGCGCUCGCCAUCGCUGCGGACUUCCAGUCCCACUCCUGA